CCCCGAUCGCGUUCGGUUCGGUUCGGGUUUGAUGUUUUGUUGUCUUCUGCACUUGUGCCUCGUGAAUCGCCUGUCAAUCUAAAGCUUUACCGAAACUUUUUCGAUCAAGAGCGCAUUUUAUUUCUUGAAGGAGAACGACAUUUGUUUUGCAAUUUAGCAUUUAAUCAUCUUUCUCCCCCAUCCUUGGAGUUGCACCCUCUUGGGCUGUGAGAUUGUAGAGUUUCAUAACCUAAGUUUCCGGUCGUGAUUUGCUAUGAAGUGUCAUUUUUGGUUGUGAUUUGUGACUGAACGAUCUUGCUUCAAUAUAUUACACUUCGAUAUGGGAAUUUCACUUCCUUGUGAAGAGCUGGUUUUAUUUAUGUCUUACUUAGUAUAGACUUCUCAGCCUAAUGAAUUUUUCGUCAUUGUUUCAUCCUGCCUUCGUUAAUUUUAACUGGCCUAAUAUUGAUGGAAGCCCACUAGCUUUUAGAGCUCAUGGAACCGAAUCUGAACCGGACGCCAUAAAGAAGGAGCGCACCAGCGAUGAAGAGAGUGAAAACAAGCAUAGACGGGGCUGGUGCCAGCAGAACCCCAUAAAUAUGGCUGGAGUGAAUAACAACAGUAGCAGAUCAUUAGCUGAAGGUAACUUACUUCCUCCUCACGCCCUUUCCUGCCUACAACAGCAUCAUCAAUCAUCGAACCAAUCUUCAAGUUCAACGCCAACUUCCUCAAUCCCUACAUCUGCUCCUUCAUCUACAUCAACUCCAACUGCCCAUGAUCUCUUCUUAGGUCACCAGCAUCAUUUGCAGCAUCUCAACAAAAACCAACAUCCUGCAAUUCCAGUUGAAUAUUCUUCUGUCAGUAAUCCGUCAUCACAUUCACAGCAUCCAAUUUCGUCACCUCCCUCAUCAUCAAGCAAUGUGCCAUCUUCUUCUUCUAACUCCUCCCAACCAACUCUAUUUAAGACCACUUUAAAGUCAAUACCCCCCUCCGAAAAGGUGUACCAAUGUGAUGAUUGUGGUCAGUGCUACUCACGAAAAGGAAACUUCAUCACUCAUUGUCGAAUUCAUACUGGAGAGAAACCUUUUCAGUGCACUGAAUGUACUGAACAGUUUGCUUCUAGUAGUGCUUUGGCCAGACACAAUCGCACACAUUCAGCUGAUAAACCAUUUGCUUGUGUAGAUUGUGGUAAAAUGUUUACUACCAAUUCUGCACUCAAAGAACAUAUUGCUACUCAUACAUCUGAAGGAGGUAAGGUCAUGUGUUCUGAGUGUGGUAAAAAAUGUAUUACUGCAUAUGAUUUAAAGGUGCAUAUGCGUACCCACACUGGUGAAAGACCUUACAAAUGUACUGAAUGUGGUAAAAUGUGUUUAACAAGUUCUGAUCUCAAAGUACAUAUUCGCACUCAUACUGGGGAACGUCCAUUUCAGUGUGUAGAAUGUGGCAAGCUCUGUAACACCAGUUCAGAUUUAAGGGUUCAUUACCGAAUACAUACUGGAGAAAAAAUUCACAUUUGUUCCCAUUGUGGCAAAGCUUGUAAUACAAGUGGAGAUUUGAAAGUUCACAUUAGAACCCACACAGGGGAAAAGCCAUACAAGUGCUCAGUUUGUGGAAAACAGUGCAUGACUUCAAGUGACCUUAAAGUUCACUUUCGAACUCACACUGGUGAAAAACCUUACAAGUGCAGCUAUUGUGUAAAAUCAUUCACCACAAGCUCGGAUUUGAAAGUUCAUACUAGGACACACACAGGCGAGAGACCUUACAAGUGCACGGUUUGUGGUAAAGGUUGUUUAACUGCCAGUGAUUUGAAGGUACACAUGCGGAGACAUUCUGGGGAGCAGCCCUAUCAGUGUUCUGUUUGCAGCAAACAGUGUAGUACUUUAAGUGAUCUAAAGGUUCAUGCUAGGACACAUACAGAUGAAUGAACCAUUUUGAAUGUGAUAAGUUGUUACAAACUUUCUUUAAUUUACUUAUCCUUGUAACAGGAAAAAAAAUGAUCAAACUCCAAACUUUACCAUUUACGCAUUGAACCUCUCAGACAAUAUUUGUUUGAUGAAUCAACAAAAGUUAGGGUUGAAAUAAGUUUUAAUCAUAAUUAUCAAUCAGGAAUGUACUCCUACAAUAAUGCUACUUUGACAUUGCUGGUAUUCUUAUGUAAAAUGUAAUGUCUCAGGAUAUUAUUAAAUUAAUGAUGUUUAUACAUAUAAGAAAGAUUACUGAAUUGGUUGUUAAAGCAAGCAUCAAUGCCCUGUUGCUUUUGACCUGUUCUGACAAACUUUAAGAAAAUUGAAGGAACAUGGAUCAAAUUUUGAAAUCAGGUCAACAUUUUCUACUUUCUACUGUUAUGACAGGAUUAUUCUGUUGCUAUUCUAGAUUAUCAUUCAGGUUCUUGGUAUUGGAUUACCAAAUCUAUCCUGUUUUGAUUUUAAAUUACAACAUAUUUGUUAUGUUUUGUUUUGCAGUUUGCAUGAUACAAAUGUGGUUUAACUAUUGUUGACUACUGUCACUCCUGUUACCAUUAUUAUUUUUGCAGGUGUACAAUUUAGUAUCUAAUCCUGCAUUUACAAUAGAGUGAAAUCUCUUAAUAAAGUUGUUUUCUAUUUGCAACAAAA
This is a messenger RNA of Frankliniella occidentalis (western flower thrips), 2591 nucleotides long. RefSeq names its product zinc finger protein 664-like. Lineage: Eukaryota; Metazoa; Arthropoda; Insecta; Thysanoptera; Thripidae. Gene Ontology annotation, biological process: regulation of transcription by RNA polymerase II. The record is from RefSeq and is a predicted model, not a curated record. The transcript has 4 exons. Bases 390 to 1904 code for a protein of 504 amino acids. Gene Ontology annotation, molecular function: DNA-binding transcription factor activity, RNA polymerase II-specific; RNA polymerase II cis-regulatory region sequence-specific DNA binding. Gene Ontology annotation, cellular component: nucleus.